UUGACCACAGACAAAAUGGAUAGUAGUGGUGCGUUCAGGAGCGUGUCAGUGUAGACUUGACACCGGGACCGGAGCGACACACCUCUCUACGUCGGCUGUCUGGAGAACUUGGACUGAAAGAGACAGAAUCUGCAUCAGGAUCUUUAAUCUCGCUUUGUAGCCCGGCAUGGACGUUUUACUGGACACCUGUGGACGGCGACGAGUCAGUUCACUGCUGUUACUUUACCUCUUUGUCGUGAAGGCUGCAGCUGACUGUCCUAAUCCACAUUUCAGGGAAAAUAUGGUCCCCACCAACACAGCCCUUCUAAUGAAUGAAUUUCUAGAGGAUUCUGAGGUUACUUUAGAGUGUCGUAAUGGAUAUGUUUUAGAAAGUGGCUCUGGGAUUAUGACUUGCGUUGAUGGGAAUUGGACUGAACCAGAUCUCGUCUGCAAAAAGAAGGACUGUGGUCUCCCUCAACCUCAACCGAACAUGAGCUUUAAUAUCAGCGCUGGUACUCUGUAUGGCGAUACAAUAAAAGUAGUUUGUGAUAAAGGUUUCAAGCUCAGUGGAUCAAGCUUCAAAAAGUGCUACCCGUAUGGGUGGAGUGGAAAAGCCAGCUGUAAAAUUGUAACAUGUGCUAAACCUGGUGAAGUAGCCAAUGGCAGAAGCUCAUGGGAUUCUCAAGAUCAUCCAAAAUAUGGAGAAAGCAUACAGUACGUCUGUAAUAACGGAUACACCCUCAUUGGGAAUGAUAGCAUUGUGUGCAGAGAAACUGGUAGAUACGAUUCUCAGCCUCCUGCAUGCGAAGGUGUGACAACAGAUAGAAUUACAACAGAAACAGUAACGCCAACAUCUACACCUACAGCAAAAGAAGCAUCCACUUCUACAGAUUCAUCUGCCACACCCACAGCUCACAGAGCUAAAUCUGUCACAACCAGUGCAACACCUACUGCCUCACCUUCAGUACGAGGUGGCAGAGACAUUUUGACAGCUGAGGGUACAACCACUGUAACAUCAACAACAUCAUCUUUAUUUCAAGACAAACGUGAUGAUGCUGUAGAUACUAACAAGGAUAUUGGAUAUAUGCCUGUGGUAGUCAGUGUGAUAUGCGUUUCAUUAGUUGUGUGUAUAAUUGUACUCUUUUUACACAAGUUUCUUCUCAAGAGAAAAGGCUCAUAUGACACCAGAGAAGACCUGAAGCCGGAGUUAUUACAGUUCCAAAAUCUUUAGAUUGCCUGCCUGACUAAGCUCUGCAAAUGGAACCGUGCACAUCUAUUAAAGAUCAUCUGUGACCCAGGAGGGACGUGCCAGAAAACGAUGGGGGAAGAAAGAAAACUCACUUUAAUGUUAUUGCACUUCAAAUGGCAGAUGAUCAAAUCUGUAAACGUAGGAUAAUUUAAAUCAAGCACUUUUUGUAAUGAUUUUUUAUUGCCAUGCUAUAGUAUUGCUAUUUUGUACAUUACUUAUGUUAUACACUGGAAUAAACUCUGUUAAGAAGUAUGUAAAAUGAUUAUCUUUGCGCAAUCUCAAGGCCAUACGUUUAUGUGUUAUUAAUGUGCUGUUUUGUUAGGACAGACUCAUGAAAAGGUGAUUCAAGAGGCAUACAAUGUGGUUUAUUCAGUUUGCAGACUGAAAUGGUGACUGAUAAAGAUACAAUCAGCUGCAUUCUUCACCCCCUGACUUUCUUUUUGUCAUUGUCUAUUCUUCUGGGGCUCUUUUCUCAAGCUGUCCAAAAUAAUGGGAAACCUUCUUUCAUGAGAAAAGAACCUAGUGUACCUACCAUCAAUGAAUCAUGUAACGCUAAUUACCAUAUUAAUUACCAUAUUAUGUAUGGGGGGGAAAUUCUCAGGAAAGUGAUACAAAUGUUUUUGACUUUAAAUCUGUUACUGAAUGGGCUCAUUGUGCCAAUGGAGCAGAAACCUGUAAACGAUUGUGCACCAUUCAUUGAAUAUGUGCAGGAGGCUGAUUUUGUUAAUGCAGAUAUUGCUGAAAAAAUAUUUUAUAUGAAAGUAUAACUACCAGAUCUAAAUGAAAAUGUCAAUUGUGUGUGCUGCCUUGCACGGCACAGCAUAUUAUUUAAAAGGGGAAAAGUUUCUAUAAAAUAAAAAAACUGCACAUGUUGAAGCAUUGUUCACUUACAAAGUAGCAGCUUUUGUGCCUGAAAAGAGAAAAGUCAAUGGUUGCAUUCACAGUCAUGGCAGCAGUGAAGGACCAAGUUAUUAUCCUGGCAGGGGUGUGGACCAGUACAGAGAAAAGCCCCAUAAUGAAAUGUGGUUACACUGUUUCAUUGUACCCUUGUCUGUUGUAUAGUGCCAGGGGCUUAAAGUGUGCCUUUUUGGAAUCAAUAGAGAACAUUUCUCCUGUCUGCUUCAAAAGAACUAAAUCAUUUUGGGUCAGAUUUUACAGUUCACUUAAGUGUAUAUAUUUGAGCUUUAGCUGGAUUGAAAAGAUGCAUUGAUGGACUCCUUUGGAAAAGAAAAGCAUGGUCAUAAACAGGAUAUGCACUUAUCAUCGUAGUUAUUCAUCUUAGUUAUGUUGACAGACAGCGUAUUUCCAGAGAGGAGGGGUUUGCUGUUUUCCCCAGAGAAAUCUCGACAACAGUGAUGUUCUUUGUAGAAGUCAUCAACCAUCCUCCAAACCCAGCACCAAAAAACAGCUUUUUUUUUAAGUUGAAGCCAUUUGUCUGUGGACCACAAAUUAUUCAUUUGAUUUAAAAGAUAGGGCUGGUGAUAUUCUCUUUUUUCAUUUUGUCAACAAAUCAGGAUAGAAGCUUUUCCCCUUUUAAAAUUGCAACCAUAGUAAUAAUGUACAGGUAAAUAACAAAUCCAUUUUUUUUUUUUUUUUUAAA
Sander lucioperca (pikeperch) is the source of this 2828-nucleotide messenger RNA. RefSeq names its product complement decay-accelerating factor. The record is from RefSeq and is a predicted model, not a curated record. The transcript is spliced from 13 exons. NCBI's taxonomy places the organism in Eukaryota, Metazoa, Chordata, Actinopteri, Perciformes, Percidae. Bases 167 to 1210 code for a protein of 347 amino acids.